UUGUUCCUUCAUUCAUUGAUCGUUACCCCUCAAUUAUUCAUAUUAUUUUCUUAGUCAACUGUCUAGACUCUAGCUCUCAUCUGCAUCUCCCUUGAGCAUCCCCAGUUGGCCACGCGAUAUCUUGCAAGGUCCAAUAUUACCUCUCUCUGCACUCAAGCCUUGGAUCUUUCUUCUCAAAACUCCAUUACAAUUAUGGCUGCCGCCGCUGAAGAAAAGGUUCGCACCUCGGGAGAUUUGUCUCGACCCGAGCCCACUCCCGUAUUGCCCACGGUCAAUCCAGAUGCGCAAAAGUCAGAAAAAGCAAAACCAACAUCUUCGAUCCAUGCAUCGUUCUACGUAAUAUUCUGGAUUGCAUGCAGUUCAGGUGUUAUCCUGUUUAACAAAUGGGUUUUGGACAAUCAAAAGGCCAAAUUUCACUUUCCAAUUAUUCUGACGACAUGGCACCUUACCUUUGCCACAAUCAUGACUCAGAUUCUUGCGCGAACGACCACGGUUUUGGAUGGACGGAAGUCAGUAAAGAUGACUGGUCGUGUCUAUUUGAGAGCUAUCAUGCCCAUUGGAUUGUUCUUCAGCUUAAGUCUGAUUUGCGGCAACCUGACCUACCUGUACCUCAGCGUUGCCUUCAUUCAAAUGCUCAAGGCCACUACCCCGGUUGCGGUGCUCUUCGCGACUUGGUCUCUCGGAAUGGCACCACCAGACAUGAAAAAGCUCUUCAACGUUUCCUUUAUAGUUAUUGGCGUGGUCAUUGCGUCAGUUGGCGAGAUCAAGUUCAUUUGGACCGGCUUCUUCUACCAGAUUUUCGGCCUGACGUUUGAAGCAAUUCGAUUGGUCAUGGUGCAGCGCCUUCUUAGCUCAUCUGAGUUUAAGAUGGAUCCCCUUGUUUCAGUCUACUAUUAUGCGCCUGUUUGCGCUGUCAUGAAUUUCGUUGUCGCACUCAUUUUCGAGAUUCCGAAGCUGCAGUUGCAGGAUAUCUACAAUGUUGGCAUCUGGACGCUUCUGGCCAAUGCCAUGGUUGCCUUCUUGCUGAAUGUCUCAGUAGUAUUCCUGAUCGGCAAGACCUCGUCCCUUGCGCUCACCCUGUGUGGUGUCCUCAAGGAUAUCCUUCUUGUCGGUGCGUCUAUGCUUAUCUGGGGCACUCAUGUCACUCUCCUCCAGUUCUUCGGCUACAGCAUCGCCCUUUCUGGAUUGGUUUACUACAAGCUGGGCGCCGACAAGAUUAAGGAGCACGGCACCCAGGCUCGCCUCGCUUGGGCUGACUACGGCGUCCGUCACCCGGCGCUACGCAAGCUCAUCGUGCUCGGCCUGGCGCUGUUCGUUUUCAUCCUCGUCUUGGGUGGUCUGGGUCCGGUUGUGGCACCAUCCUAUGUCCCUAACACUAUCGGAUCCUCUAAGUAUCUUUCGUCGCUCAUUGGCGAUAAGGUUGGAGAUCAGUCCACGUGAAAAAGGGCCUUAGUCGGCCCGUCAUCUCAUCCACCCCAUCAAUAGGAGCUCAAAGGCAGGAAUACAUUAUGUUUUAGUAUCGAGAUACUCCUUGAUCCUUCGCGGCUAAGAUGUGAGGAACUGCAGAGACAGCUGUCGCGCUAGAAAAGAUUGGGUACAGAC
This is a messenger RNA of Xylona heveae TC161, 1602 nucleotides long. RefSeq names its product TPT-domain-containing protein. The coding region runs from base 193 to 1440 and encodes 415 amino acids. Gene Ontology annotation, cellular component: Golgi apparatus; trans-Golgi network; endosome. The transcript is spliced from 6 exons. The record is from RefSeq and is a predicted model, not a curated record. NCBI's taxonomy places the organism in Eukaryota, Fungi, Ascomycota, Xylonomycetes, Xylonales, Xylonaceae. Gene Ontology annotation, molecular function: antiporter activity.